UGAUUUUAUCUUCAUAGUCUACUGCACGGCGACUAUGAGGUCCAUCUUUGAGUAUUAUUCACGACAAAUGGACUCACAUAGCUUUGUAGUCAGGAAACACAUUCAAUCUACAACACAGGUCUUCGACACAAAGUAGAACAAUAGUACUGGGCGGAAAGUGACAUCACAAGGAAAUACUGUUGGGAUUUUAAACAGAGCUGUUGUCACAAAGUUAGCGACUGGCCUGCUUGUCUACACCGUCUCUGAAGCUGCAAGAUGGGUUCCCUUGCAUGCAUAGGUGCAUUCGUGUACAUACACAUGGCGUGUAUGCUCGUCACUGAUGGAAUGAAGACCUCUCAUGCUGUAUGUCCCCCGUGCACGUGUGGCAGAGACAUACGUUACGAAGGGGUAAUGGUCAAUUGUACUGGACUACGCCUGAAGAGCAUUCCUGUUCAGUUGCCAGUCAAUGCCACGACACUACUUCUCAGCAACAACUCGCUGAUGAACCUGACAGAUCAUGUGUUUCAACACUUUCCUCAUCUUCGACUUCUCGACCUCUCUAAUAAUUCGAUCUUUGUUAUUCAUGAAAAUGCCUUUCAUGGAAUAUCCCAGCUGAAGACGCUAGACCUAGCGUUCAAUCAUUUGGUACUGGACUCUAAAACCUACCACCCUAACAUGUUCAGGGAUCUCACGGAAUUAGAAGAGUUAAGAAUCGUAGAUAACGAUAACGACACAUCUCGUCCUCUCGCCACAUAUCCAGACCAGAGUCUGAAACUCUUGACAUCCUUGAAAGUUCUGCAUCUUGAUGGACUUCCGGCUGAUUUUGGACCUGGAUUUGGUCGAAUGAAGGAUCUGACGAAUCUUACAUUAUCGGGAAAAAGGGGAUACUGUCAUUUGCCGGUGUUGCAAAACUCCACAUUUACCAAUGUACCAACAGUUCAAAACCUCCGGAUCAGCAGCUGCAACAUCUAUGACUCAGACCUUCUCACGUUUCAACCAAUGAAGCAUAUCAAGUCCAUAGACAUGUCCGACAACAGACAUUUUGGCUUCACAAAUUUCACCAGCUCCACCUACGGAUUACAAAAUUCUUCUUUGGAAAAACUUAACAUUAACCGUAUAAAUCUUGAAUACGAUGUAUGCAUACACUUGGAAACCAAACACAUUCAACACCUUACGAACACGCCUCUGAAGGAACUACAUUUGGACGGAAAUGGAAUCAUUGGGGUUGAAAAUGAAGCCAUUACCAUCAUGCCGAGACAUCUUGAGAUACUAUCAGCCCAGGAUAACAAAUUUCAGUUUGGACGUUACAUUUUCCAUGGGUUUGCACUUACGGCUUUGAAGUUUCUUGAUGUUUCUGGAAUUAACAAAAUGCCACCAAUGCCAUUUUUUAAGCGAAGUGCAGACACACGCCCAUUCCCUCUCUCGUCAUAUAUACCCGUUCCUCCUAACCUUGAAGUUCUUAUUGCAUCAGAGUGUUAUUUUACUGGUAAGAUCACUCCCGGGGGCCUUAUGACGAAUAACAUCAAACGAAUAAUUGUCCAUGACAACUUCUUGACUGCCUUGAACGGGCCUAUUGCAGGCCUUAACAAAGUUGAGCAGUAUGACUUAUCAAACAACAUCCUUGAAGAAAUAGGAAAGGAAUACUUUUCUGAAAACAAUUCAGUUUCCAAUCUGAGCCUUGCAAACAACAUCCUUGGGGGAGCUUUAGCUAAAGACACAAAAGGAUAUAUGUUUCACAACCUAACCAAAGCCCGUCUCAUUGACCUAUCAUUGAACAGAAUUGCAUCCCUCCCGAGACACAUAUUCACAGGACUGAAGAGCGUGGAGGUGAUCAUCCUGAAAGAUAACUAUUUGCAGUCGUUUGAAGUCAACCUACCCACCACUUUGAAAAGACUUGUCCUAUCAGGAAACAAAAUAGAAACGUUAUCUCGAGAUGUUUUAAGUCAAUUUGACGACUUACCCAAGUUACAGUUAUACCUACGGUACAAUCCAAUAUCAUGCACAUGUCAUGGGUUAGCCUUUUGAAAUGGUUGAGUAAAAACAUGCAUCGUGUCCAUGGCCUAGAAGACAUGCAUUGUGAACUUGAACCUGGCCAUGUGACUUCUCUGACGAAUUUCGAGGUUAUAUUUCGAACUCUCAACAAAAGGUGUAACCUUGGAAACGUGAUUGCUUUGGCAA
Messenger RNA from Haliotis rubra (blacklip abalone), 2157 nucleotides. Its product is annotated as toll-like receptor 4. The coding region runs from base 256 to 2004 and encodes 582 amino acids. The transcript has 2 exons. Gene Ontology annotation, molecular function: protein binding. Lineage: Eukaryota; Metazoa; Mollusca; Gastropoda; Lepetellida; Haliotidae. Gene Ontology annotation, cellular component: extracellular matrix. The record is from RefSeq and is a predicted model, not a curated record.